AACCCUGUCUAAAGAACAUGUCUCUGAAAUGCAGUAUGGUAUGCAGCAGACAGAUUUGUUUGUACAAGGACAAUACAAGACACACUAGAGGAUGAAGAGCCAACAGCACACCUCCAAAUACCUGCUGCUACAUGUGUGGUGCGGAUUUCUCACAGUCGCUAUGGGGAUUAUGGUCGCAGUUCUCACAACAGUGCAAAUAAACUCAUCUGACAAGAGUCAUUUACCUGAAUCAAAGGAGGAAAACCAGCCCCCGACAAAUGGCAGUUUUUUGGCUCAAUUGAAUUCAUCAAAGGCUCCCCGUCCGUCCUAUAUCCAGCUGACCAUGGGAACAUUAUCUUGGGAGAAUGACCAAGAUGCCCCCGUCUGUGGCUCUUGCUCCCUCGUCCUCCGCGACAACUCUGUCUACAUCACAUCUGAAGGCUUCUACUACAUCUAUGUCCAGGUCACCUUCACUAGGCACACCGGGGGAGAGGAGAAGAGGAAGGUGACUCUGUUCAAAAAUGGCAUUCAGAAUAAGACCCAGCAAAGGAGACUGAGUGAAGCCGUGUAUCACGGAGAGAAAGAGGGCACUGUAUUCAUGUCCAGGAUGGUUAAGCUCCAACAAGGUAACAGUCUCAGCCUUGAGAUAACAUCCAAGAAUAAUAGUUUUAGGUAUGGGGUAGAGAAUACUCACUGGGGGGCAUUUCAGCUCCCCCCAUAUUGAGCCAACAGACAUUUGUAUUGAGACUUAGUUCAAGA
Messenger RNA from Oncorhynchus masou masou (cherry salmon), 738 nucleotides. RefSeq lists its product as uncharacterized. Lineage: Eukaryota; Metazoa; Chordata; Actinopteri; Salmoniformes; Salmonidae. The record is from RefSeq and is a predicted model, not a curated record. Gene Ontology annotation, biological process: immune response. Gene Ontology annotation, molecular function: tumor necrosis factor receptor binding. Gene Ontology annotation, cellular component: membrane. The transcript is spliced from 6 exons. Bases 92 to 703 code for a protein of 203 amino acids.